Priapulus caudatus is the source of this 1566-nucleotide messenger RNA. Its product is annotated as fatty acid-binding protein, heart-like. Lineage: Eukaryota; Metazoa; Priapulida; Priapulimorpha; Priapulimorphida; Priapulidae. The record is from RefSeq and is a predicted model, not a curated record. Gene Ontology annotation, molecular function: fatty acid binding. Gene Ontology annotation, biological process: fatty acid transport. Gene Ontology annotation, cellular component: cytosol; nucleus. Bases 203 to 598 code for a protein of 131 amino acids. The transcript is spliced from 4 exons.
UCACUGGGGCGGUCUCUACCGGCUAUAGCGCUGCCGCUGCCGUUCGUGUCUUUGUUCCGUGCUGAGCGUGACUGAUCACAGCGUGUGCGUGCGUGUGCAUGCGUGCAUGUGCUGCUAUAUAGCUAGUCUCACACAGGCCAGAGUGCGACAGAGUGUGAGCAAGCACCGGUCAUAAGCAAGCGUGAGAUCAGAUCACAUCACGAUGGCAAGCUUCUGUGGAAAGUUCGAGUUGGUGUCUAGCGAGAACUUUGAAGAGUUAUGCAAGGUUCUCGGUGUUCCCGAAGAGCUGGCGAAGGCGGGCGUGGCGGCGAAGACAUCUCAGGAGAUCUCCAUGGACGGCGAUGACAUCACGGUGAAGCUGAUCAAUGACGUCAGAACCACGGCGAACACGUUCCGCCUUGGGGAGGAAUUCGAUGAGACCACACCGGACGGUCGCCUAGUGAAGUCGAUCGUUGCGUUGGAUGGAGACAAGAUGGUGCAGGUACAGAGAGCCGGCGACAUCGAGGUGGUCAUAACUCGUGAGAUGGUGGGGGACGGACUGCGUAUUACGAUUAAGUCAGGAGCUGUCGUCUGCGUGAGAGUUUACAAAAGCAUCUAGACUUCAAGCUUGCUAUAGUACCAUCCAGCACGGCGUCUGCUUUCUCACUGACGCACUCACCGAUCGAGUGGGCGCAACUAGUUAGACAAGUUUACUCCACGUAUAGCGUCGGUGUACGUCAGAAAACCCCAAAUAAAAUUAUGCAUUGUACAUCGGUAGCAUGAGCAAGCACCCCUUAUAAUCUCCGCCUCGCGUUCAUAGCUAUAUACUAGUGUAUAGAGAGAGGUGCGCGCCCACCAACCGGCUAGCAUUAUUGUGUUUUGUUCCGCAAGUACCGAGGGCAGCAGGGGCAAGCUAUGUUUCGUCGUCAUGUUUUCUACGACUUUAUUAUGCAUGUUCCACUAUCGUAGAUAUACAUGAGUUCAAAAUGCAAAUAUAGGCGUGGGUAUACGCUAUGGGGCACCGUUGAAAACUUUUGGAGCUUUUAAAUUUCGCGAUAAUGUGUACGCACACAAUGGAUACACACGCGCAGACGUGAAACCUUUGUUCGGUAGGCUAUUGAAAUUAAUGAAUCAUCCAGGAAAUAUGUUAUUGCGUAUAGCCUGAUGCAAUGACUAAUCUAUUGUAUCGCGCAGGUGUUGUGGACGCGCAUAACCUACUAAAACUACGUACACCUGUAUAAUAAAGCUUUUUUUGUCUGGGGAUUUUCUCCAAUAUAAAUCUGGGACAAAUACUCACGGAUAAACUUUUGAACGAGUACCAGUAAAACACACGACAACCAAUUGGGAGAAAAGAAAAAAUGAAUAUACUAAGUGUAACAAAUUUUAAUAAUAAUUGUAUAAAGUUUCGAUUAUGUUUUUAUUGCUACAAGGGAAUAUAAAUAGGUAUUUGAUUAGCGCAUGCAUAUGCUGACGUUUGAAUUUGUACGUCACAAACGGAAAUCUUUAUGCUGGAUUUGAACAUGGUCUUUUUCACAAAAACUGUAAUUUUUACAUUCGGCGAGGACGAAUAAAAAUAUCUCGAACAUA